Messenger RNA from Uranotaenia lowii, 1053 nucleotides. RefSeq lists its product as uncharacterized. The record is from RefSeq and is a predicted model, not a curated record. Bases 18 to 917 code for a protein of 299 amino acids. Lineage: Eukaryota; Metazoa; Arthropoda; Insecta; Diptera; Culicidae. The transcript is spliced from 4 exons.
UGAAAAAGAUGCACUGAAUGUUCAUGUGCGAUGUAUUAGCAAUGCAGUUUGCAUUUGAUAAGUUGCUGCCCUUCGUUAAAGUUCUAGUAAAAAAAUUUGUAGAAGAGACUCAAAAGAUGUUAGUCAAGAUUAUUUUUGCCAGCGUUUUCAUAUUGGGAUGGACAUGUGCCAAUCCCAUCAGUUCUGAGGAAAGUGCAGAGACCUCAAAUCCGCAGCUUGAUUUGCUUCAGAUGCAGCUUCAACUACAGCUAACGUUACAGAAAUUCCAGCGGAGCUGCGUCAAUACAACGGGAUCGGAUGCCGGGUACUGGAAAUUCGUGUCUUCCCUCGAAGAUUUCCAGACGUGUGUCGUCAGCAAGUUUGACGUGGCUGAACUCUCGACGGUCAUGCAGUCGCUAAGUCCCGAAUCUCGCCUUGAAAAGAUGAAAAAAUUGUGUCCAGCGUUGAAUGCAACCGUUCCAUGUUUUGAUGGCAUUCUUGAAGGUAUUGUCAUGUGUACCGGGGAAAGUGACAUUGCGACCGCCAAGAACUUGAUGUACGACGUCAUCUACGGAGUGCUAAAAGUGAUGUGUGAAAACGAGGCAGUUUUUAUGGAAGAGAUGAUUAAGCCGGAGUUCAGUAUAUGCGCAAAUCGGGUAGCGGAACAAAGCGAAGACUGCACGGUUGCCAGUUUGACUCAGCCGGGAAUAAAGCUCAACUUGGACGAAAAACAGUGUCAGGACUACGUGUGGAGUAUGAAGUGUUUCGAAAACAAAAUCAACGACUGUGGUUCUGCAGCUCUUGGGAAGUUCAUUAACGCUUUUAUGGAACCCAUCUUGAAAAUCAACAACUGCAAUGUCAACACAGAGGCCGAAGGAGCCAUCAACGAUAAUGAGAUUAAAACAUCUCCCCAAACAGCUGUCAGUAAGGCAGAAUAAACGGUUGCCAGCUUAUCGGUGAAAUGUUUACAUUUUAGGAGUAAUUGAAAAAAAAACUCGAUGGACAUGGGUAGAAUUCUAAAGCCAGAAGCUUUAAUCAUUGAAAGCAUCAAAUAGAGCUUGAUGUAUAAAUAAA